GCUUCUCAAACGUUCUCGUUGCCGUCCUCGCUCUUCUAUUAAACGGACGGUCACCGGAGAAUCGCGUUUUAAUACCGUAAUCAGCGAGUCGAAACCCUAUGUCAUGGCGGAGCUAGCCGCCGCCGAUUCUUUCUCACCGCCAAUCGACCUUUGUUCUGACCCUAACUUUCUCGAUCCCCAUCUCUUCCCCGACGACCUGUUCCUCCCCAGCGGCGGCCUUUCAUCUGAAAUUGACCUUGAUUUUGAUAUCGAUGGCAUCGAUUGGGAUAUAUCCAUGGACGAUCUUCUCCUCCCGGAGGACACUAACGCUCUAUCUCUUCCCUCUGAUACAUCGAAUGACAGAUCGCCGCCACAAUUCGGCGUUUUGACUUCGUCCCCCUCCCCUGCUACCUCUGGCAGCAUCAUCAACGUCAGUUCCCCUGAAUCUGGCCACUCCGCCAACUGUUCCACAGAAUCUGGCGCGGAUUUCAAGCAGGAGGACGAGAAGAACGGGAGGGUGACGAAGAUGAUGAAGAAGCGGGAGGAGGAAUGCGUUAAGUCUAACAUCAACCCUAGAAGCAGCAAGUUCCGGCGGUCUGAGGAUUUUAGUUCUUGUGUUUUCAACGCUGCGAGCAAGGAAGAUGAGAUGAAGAAGGCGAGAUUAAUGAGGAACCGGGAGAGCGCUCAGCUUUCUAGGCAGCGGAAGAAGGAGUAUGUGGAGGAGCUGGAGGAGAAGGUCCGAUCCAUGAACUCUACGAUUGCUGAAUUAAACAGCAAGAUCUCGUUUGUUAUGGCGGAGAAUGCUAGUCUAAAGCAACAGUUGGGUGUUAGUGGUAGUAGUGGCUUUUCGCCGGGCGUUUGCCCGCCACCUUCUGUUGUCCCCAUGAAUUUCCCUUGGGUUCCUUAUCCUGCGUUUGCGUUUAGGCAGCAGGUUUCUCCGGUUCCAUUGGUUCCUAUACCCAAAUUAAAGUCGCAGCAAGCUGCAGCCUCCCAAACGGCUAAGAAAACUGAGAAGAAGCGUGAAAGCAAAAUAAGGAAGGUGGCAAGCAUCACAUUUUUAGGAUUUUUCUUUUUUGCUUUGAUAGUUGGAGGUCUGAUAGGUAGAGUUGAUCAUAGAAGGGAAGAAAGCAGAAAUUCUGGAGCAGCUCCAAUUAAAAAUGGUUUGUUGGGUAGUCCUAAUGGUAUGGUUUUGAGUGUUAGUGGCCGUACAAGGAGCUUGACUGGUUCUGAACAAUUCGGCUUCAAUGAUGGACAGUCUAGUAAAGUAGGAGUUGAUACGAGUUUUCAGAAUGGAAAGGUGGGACCAGAAGACAAAUCAUGGCCUUCCAAUAGCCUAAUGAUUACCCAGAAUUCUAGUGAGAGUCUCCCUGCUUUGCUGUAUGUCCCUAGAAAUGGAAAGCAUGUGGAGAUCAAUGGGAAUUUGAUAAUCAAUUCUGUUCUUGCUACUGAGAAAGGUGUGGCAGAGGUAAAGUCCAGAGAUCAGCGUAAGAAGCCUUCUGGGAAUGAAGGUAUUGAGACAAGCCUGGUAAUUGCCAAUUUGGAUUCUAGAAUGGCUUUAUCAACUAGGGAUAUUAGUGGACGUACCAAGUCUUAUGGUAGCUCAGCUGAACACCAACGAUCACUUUCUUCUGAUUCUGAAGAUGCAGUUAUAGACACCUCACAGGAUGGAUUUCUUCAACAAUGGUUUCGGGAAGGAAUGGCAGGUCCAAUAUUCAGUUCUUCCACAUGCACUGAAGUAUUCCAGUUUCAAAUUUCCCCAUCAUCUUCUAGUUCGAGUGCGGUCAUUACUUCUUCAAUGGUUAAUACAACAGAUACUGCAAUUGCCAAUUCAAAUAUCAGCAACACUUCAUCAUCUCCACGGCAAUCAGUGAUAAAGAACCGAAGGGUUCUGUAUCCUCAAGCUAUUCCACUUCCUGGAUCUACACUCAACCAUACGGAACACAUAGGGAAAAGGCCUGAAGGCAGUAGCUUUCAGAGAAAUGCCACUGGGCCUCCCAUGGUUGUUUCUGUCUUGAUUGAUCCUAAAGAAGCCAGUGACGGUGAUGUGGAUGGGAUGAAAUCACACAACAAAUCACUUCAACGUAUAUUUGUAGUGAUUCUUCUUGAUAGCGUCAAGUACGUUACUUAUUCUUGUGUGCUUCCAUUCAAUAGCCGUAGUCCUCAUCUUGUAAACUAAUUGUUAGGAUUCAGAGGUUAUAGCGAAACUGACUUUAUUUUUAAUCAAUUUCACAUGUUGAUGUAUGUUUAUUCUAUUCUGUAAAUACAUGUGAGUUUGUUCAUGCAUUUUUUGAAAAAAACCUAAUUUUAUAUA
Messenger RNA from Dendrobium catenatum, 2290 nucleotides. Its product is annotated as bZIP transcription factor 39-like. The transcript is spliced from 2 exons. The coding region runs from base 104 to 2155 and encodes 683 amino acids. Lineage: Eukaryota; Viridiplantae; Streptophyta; Magnoliopsida; Asparagales; Orchidaceae. Gene Ontology annotation, cellular component: endoplasmic reticulum membrane; nucleus. Gene Ontology annotation, molecular function: DNA-binding transcription factor activity. The record is from RefSeq and is a predicted model, not a curated record.